GGCCACACUCCUUCAAAACUUCCCAGCUACUGCUCCCCCCAUCCCCUUCCUUCCUCCCAAAACCAGGAGAGAGAACAAAAAAAAAAAAAAAAACACUUUGACAGAGAAAAGAAAGAAAGAGAUGAGAACCAGCAACCACUUGAUCGGCCUACUAAACUUCCUAACCUUCCUCCUCUCAGUCCCCAUCCUGGGCGGCGGCAUAUGGCUCAGCACCCGAGCCAACAACACGGACUGCCUGAAGUUCCUCCAGUGGCCCAUCAUCAUCAUCGGCGUCUCCAUCAUGGUCGUCUCGCUAGCGGGCUUCGCCGGGGCCUGUUACCGCAACAGUUUCCUCAUGUACCUCUACUUGUGGGCCAUGUUCUUCAUAAUCGCCGCACUAAUCGGAUUCAUUAUCUUCGCCUACGCCGUCACCGAUAAAGGAACCGGACGGCCCGUCCCGAACCGGGCCUACCUGGAGUACCACCUGGAGGAUUACUCGGGUUGGUUGGAGGAGCGCGUGGCGAGUCAGAGCUAUUGGGGGAAGAUCAGUUCGUGUAUUAGGGAUUCCAAGGUUUGUGCUAAGAUGGGGAUGCAGAUUGGGGGUGUGCCUGAGGCCGCUGAUUUGUUCUAUCUCAGGAAGCUCAGUCCUAUUCAGUCUGGAUGUUGCAAGCCCCCUACAGAUUGCGGGUACAGUUACGUGAACGAGACAGUUUGGAGCAGCGGAGGAGGGCUCGCGGGAAGCGACAUGGACUGCACCACGUGGAGCAAUGACCAACAGCAGCUAUGCUACGACUGCAACUCCUGCAAGGCCGGUGUUCUGGCCAGCCUGAAAAAGAGUUGGAGAAAGGUCUCCGUCAUCAACAUCAUUAUACUGAUCAUCAUGGUGAUUGUUUACGUGGUCGCUUGCACAGCGUUUAGGCACAACCGUCGGAUUGACAACGAUGAACCCUAUGGGGAGACCCGGAUGGAGAAGGCACGGCCUAGUAGGAUACAAUUCUAGCGAAGGUGUUUGGUUGAUGAGAAACUGUGAAGUUUGAUGAAGCCUUAAUGUGUAAUGCUAUUUUGAAUGGUUGGUUUUUGUGUUGUUUUGACAAUAUGUAUGUAGGUUGGAUGUAUAUGUUGUCUUGGUGGUAACAUUUCCCUUUAUGAAUCUUCCACUGGGAAAAAAAAAAUUAGAAUUUAUGCAUUGUACACAACAUAGGCUUGGGAAAUUAUCAGAUUUCUAGUGUUGUAUGAACAAUGAUGACAAUGGUAACUAUUUGUGAAAUUAUUUUUUUC
Molecule: messenger RNA, 1257 nt
Organism: Camellia sinensis
Lineage: Eukaryota; Viridiplantae; Streptophyta; Magnoliopsida; Ericales; Theaceae
Product: tetraspanin-3
Biological process (GO): auxin-activated signaling pathway
Cellular component (GO): membrane
Source: RefSeq, a predicted model, not a curated record